UCAGUCAGUGCUAAUUUAUGUUUCGUAGAUGUUUAGCGAAAUAAUAAUAAAAUACAUUUAAAAAAAUGUCUCUCGCCAUUCUCUGCACAGUUGUUGUUGCUUUCUACGUUAUAAUUUGGUUCUUUGAUUCAUUCUUUAAGAGCUGCAUGCACUACCCCUAUUAUGCGUUCUUGGAGGGAACAGGGCUAAGGAUCGGAAUCUUCAACUUUACUUGGACUACGACAGCGUUCAACAGAUUUAUAUACCGGUGGAGCAAAAACUUGUCACGGGUGCUGAGGAGAUGGUUCACCCUUGGUUACAUUCUUACCAUCUGGCUGUUCUUACCUUUUGCCAUAUAUACACUGUUUUCUUUCAUCUUUGAACAGUUCCAUGAAAGUGUUCAGUCAAAGAGUGCUCCUGAGGUGAAGGCGAUGGUUCCGGGAAUUAAUAUACCGGCGUCCGACUUCUGGGUGUACUUCUUAGCCAUAGGAUUUAGCAGUAUUAUUCAUGAGCUGGGCCAUGCUAUGGCUGCUGCUCAAGAAGAUGUGCAAUUGGUCUCAGUAGGUAUGUUUGUUUUCACAAUAAUACCCAUAGCCUUUGUACAGCUCAACACUGAGCACUUGAACACUAUAGAAAUAAGUAAAAGACUGAGAAUUUACUGUGCUGGAGUGUGGCACAAUGUGGCCACAGCACUGAUUGCAAUGAUCCUGUUCUUGACAGCUCCAAUUUUGUUUAGUUUUGGCUACAUAAGUGACACUGGUGUGAAAGUUGUAGGAUUUACCCAUGAUUCACCUUUAAAAGAUGUAAGAGGACUGGAACUGGGUGACGUAAUCGUAGCAAUAAACAGAUGUGAAGUAAAGAAUGCUGGUGAUUGGACGUACUGCCUCCGUAUGGCACAUGAGCGGUAUGGAAUAUGUACCACAGAAGAAUUUGUGGCUGAAAAUGAUGAAAUUAUGAUGGAAACCGUGAAAGAGAAUGAUGUUGUCGAGUGUUGUAGAAAAGAUGACAUAUACAGUUUCUGUUUUGAAUACCUAGAGCCUAAAGUGGCUGUGGAUUCAGUGUUGCCAGGGCAAUUUUCAUGCCUCAAGCCCAGAGAUAUGGUCAAGGAGUACUUUGAUAAGUGCACUGAAACAGGUGGUUACAUAUGCCCUAGAGGGACGCACUGCUUGAAGCCAUCAUUAAACAAUUACACUUAUUUAAUGAUAAUUGAAAGAAGAGAUAGCAAUGCAGUCCUGUAUCUGGGCUUGCCAUAUGACCUGCACAAGACUGUAACUAUUGAUCAAUACUUUCCACGCAUGGGCAUAUUUUCAUUCUUUUCACCAGUUGGGUUUGAAAAGCUUCUCAGAUAUGUAUUUAUGUUCUCAUUGGGUAUAGGGUUUUUAAAUGUGAUACCUUGCUAUGGAACAGAUGGUCAUCACAUUGCAAGAAAUUUAAUACAAUUAUUAGCACAAUAUUUGAAUAAGAGAGAAGAUUUUGUGACAAUUGCCACAAUAGUUACUGUAAUUAUAGGGACAGGGUUAACAGGGCCUACUCUAGUGUAUUUGUUUUAUAAAGCGUUAACAGGGGAUGAUGAUUGAGGUAACAGGAAAGGUUAAAAAUGGAAAAACAUGUUACCAAAAAAGGUAAACAAAAAGCACUUAAUUUAGAAAAUAACACAAAAUGGCCCCGAUUCCUGCAGACACCUCCUAAUUUUAUUUUAAGAUAUCGUCAUCAGCCGUACGACGCCCACUGCUGGGCAUAGGCCUCCCCCAAGGAUCUCCACGACGAUCGGUCCCGCGCUACCCGCAUCCAACGGCUUCCCGCGACCUUUACCAGAUCGUCGGUCCACCUUGUAGCGGGCCUACCCACUGAGCGUCGUCCGACACGUGGUCGCCAUUCCAGAACCCUUCCGCCCCAGCGGCCAUCGGUUCUCCUCGCUAUGUGUCCUGCCCACUGCCACUUCAGCUUUGCAAUUCUCCGAGCUAUGUCGGUGACUUUAGUUCUCCUGCGGAUCUCCUCAUUUCUGAUUCGAUCCAGCAGGGAAAUACCGAGCAUAGCUCUCUCCAUUGCCCGCUGAGCGACAUCGAGCCUCCUCACGAGACCCAUAGUAAGCGGCCACGUCU
Pectinophora gossypiella (pink bollworm) is the source of this 2081-nucleotide messenger RNA. RefSeq names its product membrane-bound transcription factor site-2 protease (gene S2P). Gene Ontology annotation, cellular component: membrane; cytoplasm. The transcript has 2 exons. Gene Ontology annotation, biological process: membrane protein intracellular domain proteolysis; regulation of response to endoplasmic reticulum stress. The record is from RefSeq and is a predicted model, not a curated record. Gene Ontology annotation, molecular function: protein binding; metalloendopeptidase activity. Bases 66 to 1556 code for a protein of 496 amino acids. Lineage: Eukaryota; Metazoa; Arthropoda; Insecta; Lepidoptera; Gelechiidae.